Molecule: messenger RNA, 3522 nt
Organism: Cuscuta campestris
Lineage: Eukaryota; Viridiplantae; Streptophyta; Magnoliopsida; Solanales; Convolvulaceae
Source: the annotation of a GenBank genome assembly
CCACCUCACCAAAGUAUUAUCACUACAAAUUUUUGAAUAAUGCCACGCCUGACCCCUGUGGAGGCGACCUUCACCGGCAAACUCUGCAUGGCCGUACCGUUCUUCGAGGGCGGCUCUCUCCGGUCCGCCAUGGCCGCCAAGUUCCCCCGGGGCCUUCCGGAGGUCUGCAUUUGCGUAUCCCGGCCCUGAGAUGCGUCCUCAAGGCCCUCCGGUUCCUCCACCACCACGAUGGGGUUCUCCACACAAACGUCAAAGGGCAGGGCACAUUUACUUGAAGAGGGGGCCUCAGAUCAUGUUGGGAUUCAGUGCCACCCUCUACGAUCACCACCACCGGUCAGAGUGUGGUCCGUCUACUUCUUCCCUGCCCGCGGCCAAGAUUACGAACUGGGCAGCUGCCCCGGAGGUAUUCGGCCGCAGGGCACUCGAAAGGAUGAUCCAUAAGAUUACCCGCACGAAAAGGCUUCCAACCACAGAAGAAGAAGAAGAAAGGUCUUCGUUUUCCAUGGAGUUUGGGGAAUUCGUGGCACAAUGCCUGGCAUGGAACCCUGAAGAAAGGCCUUCUGUUGAUGCCCUUCUGAACCAUGAUUUCUUCUGCAAAAGAGGGCUGAAGAGGUCCCAGUUGAAGUCACAGUUCGAGGAGCUGAUUGGAAACUUAGAGCAUAAGAUGGCUUCUCUGAAUCUGAUUACGGAGUAUUACAUUUCGUGCAGAAAGUUGUUGCCUCUUGAGAAUGCUCGGGGCCGGUACCUGGUGGACGCCGUUGGGGGCAUCGUGUACCAGGUGAUGGAUCAGAUCGGAGUGUCACUACCCGGUCAUUUUCCCGUCUACAGGGUAGCCUACAUGGACUGCUUCGACUUCGACAGCCCGCACGGGACGGUGUUCGUCUACAAGGAGAACCCCUGCUCUGUCAAGAUCAUUCCUUUCCUCCAUGACAUGCCCGAUUCACUGCCGAUCAAAACAGCGCGCCGAUUCCCACACCAGACUUUUGUGAGAGUGGUGUCAGAAUUUCUAGACAUGUUUCCCAAGGAUUACUGUGUUGUGAUGGAAUUUGCAGAGUACGGCUCGAUGAGGAAAGUCAUGGCGAAUCAUUUCCCCAACGGGCUGCCCGUGGCGUGCAUAGUGUUCGUCCUAAGGACCGGGCCAAGGGUCACCCUAGGAUAUGAUGUCACGGUCUACGAGGAUGGGGUUGGGAACCCGGAGUGCUCGACCUCUGGGAUGCUGCCCGAGGUCUUUAUUUCGGAGUGGGCAGCUGCACCGGAGCUGUACNCUCAGAGUGGGGACGUGUGGCAGGUGGGGAUACUGGCCCUUGAGUUGGCUUACGGGGGGGUCAGAGUCUCGAGCCGGGAAGCGUUAGGGGUGAUGAUUCGAGGAAUAAACAAGACAAGAAGGCUUCCCGGGAGGGGGGAAGACCGCAAGACGACGAAGAGGAAAGACGACCCUACUCAGCUUCCGGCGGCUCUUUGCCCUAAUCCAUCUUUCAUCCUCAAUCUUAGUAGUGUACAAAAGGAGGAAGUUCUAGAAUGGUAUCUUCAUGCAAAGGUAGAGGCCGACUGUAUCUCUUCAACGGUCGGAGAGAAACCAGUUACAAUCACAGCCAACGAUAUCAGAGUAGCCUUUGCCCUACCAGAAGCCACAGAGAAGGACUUCACUUCUCACUCCUUCGACCAUGAAACAUUCUGGGCCGAAAUAAAAAAUGAGAAAGUGGCCGGAGUUGACGAUGUUACUCCCGACAAGAUUAAACUCCUAAGUGCCAUUAUGAACAAUAUCAAGUGUGACUGGGCACGCCAUAUUUACAACUGCCUAUGUCAUUUUGUCCACAAGGCAUCUGUGAAGUCCGGAGACAAAGAGUUGCGAUACAAUGUAGGCUAUGGUUUCAUGGUUGCCCACCUCUUAAAAGAGAAGAAUGUAAAAAUGUCUACUGGGACUGAGAUUCACUUCCACACAUAUUUAUUCAAAACUGCCAUAAAGAAUUCCAAGAAGUGUGCUCCUGCUCCCAAGGCAAAGAAAAGUCAGAAGAGGCCUUCUGAGGAACCACCACUCACUGAUGAAGGGUCUGACUCAGACAACCAACCCUUGAUCAAAAGGUUGAAGCAAGAUCUUGUUGCCAAACUUGCGAAUAAAAUGGAAAAGGGAAAAGAGUGCAGCAACACACGAGAAGUGGAAAGUGCACGAAUAGAAGAAGUCCGAAGGGAAACUUCACAUAUUGAAGAAGCUAACAUGCCUCUGGAGGUGCAACUCAAUGAUGUACCACAGAGAGAACCAAUAGUAGAGAUUGAUGUCUCUUUGUCUGAAGCAAUUGCAGAAGAAAUGUUAGAAAAAGAAAAGGCUAGAGUAUUGAAUUGGCAUUCAUGGAGAUGCUCAGACUUCCAAACACUCCGUACCAAGAUGAAUGAAAUGGAAGAAGAAGAAGUGUUUGCUUUACAUUGGCUGGACACGGCUGAUAUUGGAAAAGCUCUUCAACUUGAAUUUAUUGAGAAUGCCUUCACUCAAAAAUUCAAACAACUACAAGGAAAGAACAAAGUCCGGGAAGAAAUCGCAAAUAUUGCAUCUGAAGAUGAAGAUGAUGAAAUCGUCGAUAAACAUUCUCCAGAGGGGGAGAGGGUAGGUGUUCCUGAAACAAAACAAGCUCAACCAGAUGAUGAGCUAACGAUUCAAGAUGAAGCUCAACCAAAUGACGAGGAGCUGAAUAUUUCUGAGGACAAUGUUUCAAUUGCAAGCAAGAUGAAACAUUCCCUGCAAAUGGAACUGUCCGAACAAAUGGAACAGCAAUGCAACAGGUUGGAAAAGGCAAUUAUGGAGAGGGAAGAAGCACAAAGAACUGCUGCAAUCAGUCUUGCCAUGCCUGUAGCGGUACCAGAGCACCGUGACACGGUCGUGAUAGACCGUCUGACUGAAGGCUGCAAUUUUUCCACAGGCUUGUCGUGCCUGUGGCGGUAUCAAAGUCCCGUUACAAGGUACCGUUACACCAAGCGCAAGAAAAAAAAGAUGCUAGCUUCUCCUUCAUUGCGCAAGCAGCGAAGACAACGUUCUUCCGCCAAUCUCGCCUUAACGCUCCAACGGGAAGAAAUUGAAAGUCCAAAGCUCCUCGCUAUAAAUUNGGAACACACGAGGAACAACGACAAGAGAGCCGCGUCCUAGCCACGGCGGCGGUGGCGGACGGCCUGCAGACGCGAACUGGCGGCAGCAAAAGCUCCGGCGAGUGGUGGGCAGUCUUCUUCAAGCUCCAAUUUCUUCAAUUUCAUCUUCUUCUUCAUCAAUUGGAGUUAGAAUGAAAAAAAAUUCGCUCUUUUAUAAACUUUUUCUAUAGUGGAAGUAUGUUUUCAUGCUUGAUUGGUGAGUUGGGGUUCUAAGGUAUAUUUCAAAAUGGGCCUUUGAAUUGCAUGACUCCGGGCCGUGUGGAGAGUUGACAAUCCUCCAUAUCGUGGUUAAGGAAAUGAAUUGACUCGGCCUUUGAUUGUUUUUCCUAUUCUUAAGUGCGUAAAUUACGUAAUAUAUUGUCUACGUGCCUAUUAUACGUGUAAUGU